CACAUCCGUUGUGACGUCACAUACAGGAACACAACAAUGGCGGACGCCAAUGCGGCGGUGCUGCUGGUGACGGUGUCGCUGGUGCUGCUGGGGCUCGUGGCCGGGCUCAGCUGGUCCUGGGCGCUGCUUCCGGUCGGCGUGGUCGUGUUCAUCUUCAUCCUGGCGCGCGGACUCAAGUCACGCGAUGAGCUGGCGCAGCUGAACGUGUGCGUGCUCGUGCUCGGGGAUGUGGGGCGGAGCCCGCGGAUGCAGUAUCACGCGCUGUCUCUCAGCAAGCACGGAUACAAUGUCACCUUUAUCGGCUUUCUGGGAACUAAACCUCAUCAAGACGUUCUCGAGGACGACCGGAUCGACAUCCUUCCCAUUUUUGAGCACAAAGGCCUCCCAUUUGGUCCGAAAAUCCUCAAAUACGUCACCAAGGUGAUCUCGCAGUCCCUGCAGCUCCUUUACGUAUUAAUGAAGCUGGAUGAUCAGGCGUAUAUUCUUCUCCAGAAUCCUCCGGGACUGCCGAGCAUCGCGGUGACGUGGCUGGCGAGUCGACUGAUGGGAGCUCUUUUCGUGAUCGACUGGCACAAUUACGGCUACUCGAUCAUGGCGCUCAGUCACGGCGAGAAGCAUCCGAUCGUCAUGGUGGCAAAAUGGUACGAGAGAUUUUUCGGACGCUUAGCCGAUCACAACCUUUGCGUCACCGACGCGAUGAGACGUGAUCUUCAGAAGAACUGGAACAUUCGGGCGUCAACUUUAUAUGACAAGCCGCCUUCCAUAUUCCGAGAAACACCUGUCAAACUUCGCCAUGAGCUCUUCAUUCGCAUGGCGAGUGCUUACCCACCAUUUAGAGCUUGUUCUGAAAACGAGGAGAACACGGAGCUGACUGCGUUUACAGAAAGAAACACUCAAACCGGAGAAGUGAUGCUUGCUCCAGGACGACCUGCUCUUCUGAUCAGCAGCACCAGCUGGACCGCGGAUGAAGAUUUCUCGGUUCUUUUGAAGGCACUUGAAGAUUACGAAGGGUUCGUAGAAGCAGGCGACCGUCUUCCAUCGCUCAUCUGCGCCAUCACAGGUAAAGGCCCUCAGAAGGAAUAUUAUCAGAAGAUUAUCAACUCGAAAGAGUUUCAACACGUGAAGAUCUGCACUCCGUGGAUGGAAGCGGAGGAUUAUCCUGUUCUGCUGGGUUCGGCCGAUCUCGGUGUCUGCUUGCACGUGUCCUCGAGCGGUCUGGACCUGCCCAUGAAGGUGGUCGACAUGUUCGGGUGUUGUCUUCCUGUCUGUGCCAUCCACUUCCAGUGUUUGGAUGAGCUGGUGAAACACGACGAGAACGGUCUGAUCUUCAGAGACUCGGCUGAGCUUUCCGAGCAGCUGAAGGUGUUGUUCUCGAACUUCCCGAACGACCAGGGGAAGCUGAGCAUCUUCCGGAGGAACCUCAGAGAGAGCGGGGAGCAACGCUGGGACCAAAACUGGGACCAAAACAUCCUGCCGCUGUUUAAGGAACACUCUGACUGAGCAGCAGAAUUAAUAACGAUAAUCAGAGUAAUAAUAAUAAUGUGGUGAUGAUGAUGAUGAAGUCGUCAUUGUUGCAGGGAUUGGUACAGGGUAAACUUUUUUGUGUCUCAUUCCAGCAGUUCCAUUGGACAAAACUUGAACAUGAAGCAAAAAGCACACACUGUGUAAAUAUGAUGUAAAUAAGCACUUUAUUACAUUUUGAAUUCAGGCAACAGCGUGCACGGUGAUGAUUUCUAUCGAAGAGACUCUGUCAUAUGGGAAGACUUGCGUGACGGGAUUCGGAACGAUGACGUGAUUUAAUCCAGCCUUUUCUGUCCAAAAAAAAAAAAAGUCAUUUAGAUUAAUGUUAAUGUUACUGAGACUAUCUUGACUUGAUGAAUGCCUGUCAUUGUUGUUUCUUCGUCAUCAUCACUGUUGCGUUGUGGUGUUCUGAAAUGGACGAAAUCCUGACAUUAAACUCACCCAGUUCAUUCUUGAA
Neoarius graeffei (lesser salmon catfish) is the source of this 1978-nucleotide messenger RNA. It is a transcript of the gene alg1, whose product is annotated as ALG1 chitobiosyldiphosphodolichol beta-mannosyltransferase. Gene Ontology annotation, molecular function: mannosyltransferase activity. The coding region runs from base 37 to 1500 and encodes 487 amino acids. Lineage: Eukaryota; Metazoa; Chordata; Actinopteri; Siluriformes; Ariidae. The record is from RefSeq and is a predicted model, not a curated record. The transcript has 13 exons. Gene Ontology annotation, cellular component: endoplasmic reticulum.